CCCUGUCUCGCCAUGGGGGACUGGAACCUGCUGGGUAAGAUCCUGGAGGAGGUGCACAUCCACUCGACCAUCGUAGGCAAGAUCUGGCUCACCAUCCUCUUCAUCUUCAGGAUGCUCGUGCUCGGAGCGGCUGCAGAGGAGGUCUGGGACGACGAGCAGGCCGAGUUUGUGUGCAACACGGAGCAGCCGGGCUGCAGGAACGUUUGCUACGACGCAGCCUUCCCCAUCUCCCUCAUCCGCUACUGGGUCCUGCAGGUGAUCUUCGUUUCCUCCCCGUCGCUCAUGUACAUGGGCCACGCUCUGUACCGCCUGCGAGCGCUGGAGAAGGAGCGCCAGCGCAAGAAGGCCGCCAUCCGCGCCGAGCUGGAGGGCAUGGAGCUGCCGGGGGCCGAGCACAAGCGGCUGGAGCGCGAGCUGCGCAAGCUGGAGGAGCAGCGCAAGCUGAGCAAGGCGCCGCUGCGCGGGGCGCUGCUACGCACCUACGUGCUGCACAUCGUGGCGCGCUCCGCGCUGGAGGUGGCCUUCGUGAUGGGCCAGUGUUCGCUGUACGGCGUCGCGCUGAGGCCCCUCUACAAGUGCGCCCGCCGGCCCUGCCCCAACGUGGUGGACUGCUUCGUGUCGCGCCCCACCGAGAAGACCGUCUUCGUCGUCUUCAUGCUCAGCAUCGCCGCCAUCUCCCUGCUGCUCAACCUGCUGGAGAUCGCCCACCUCGGCUUCCGCAAGCUCCGCCGGGGGCUGCUCAAGAGCAAGGGACGCGCCGCCGCUGCUGCCGCGGUGGCGGCGGCGGCCGCUGAGACAACGGCGGUGGACCUACCGGCGGUGGAGGACCAGAAGAUCGCUGCUGCCGGAGACUAA
Molecule: messenger RNA, 855 nt
Organism: Lethenteron reissneri (Far Eastern brook lamprey)
Lineage: Eukaryota; Metazoa; Chordata; Hyperoartia; Petromyzontiformes; Petromyzontidae
Product: gap junction alpha-10 protein-like
Biological process (GO): cell-cell signaling
Cellular component (GO): connexin complex
Molecular function (GO): gap junction channel activity
Source: RefSeq, a predicted model, not a curated record